This is a messenger RNA of Chara braunii, 2099 nucleotides long. The record is from the annotation of a GenBank genome assembly. NCBI's taxonomy places the organism in Eukaryota, Viridiplantae, Streptophyta, Charophyceae, Charales, Characeae.
CUCGACAACGGUCUGUGGUCAUUAUCUAGUCGGGAACGACAAAGGACACGAGUUAUUGUAGAGAUGGAAUACAUGACGGCCUGGGGUCACCGUCGAGUAGGAUUCGACAAUGGCCAGGCCGUCGCCAUCGGUCGUCGAGUCGAACACGACGGAAGGGAAGCGCCAAAGACUCCAGCCACUGUCGAGUCGGACUCGACGAUGACCUCAGGGCGUCGUCGAUUUCGUCUCGGCAUUGUCGAGUCCGACCCGACGAUGAGCCCAGGCCGUCGAGUCAAAAGCGACGGUGGACCAGCGCCAAGUCGUACGACCGACGUCGAGUCGAACUCGACAAAUGCCCGGGGCCGUUGUCGAGUCCGACUCGAUGACCACGGUCCGUUGUCGUGUUCGACUCGACAAUGGCCAUAUGACAUGCCGCUGUCGAUGUGUUGGACUCAAUGGCCCCAUGCUGACCGCUGUCGAGUUCUACUCGACGACGGCAUGCUGGCCAUUGUCGAGUACAACUCGACGAUGGCAAGCCGGCCGGAGUCGAGACAAGCUCUACGAACUCGUCCGCCGGCAAGAGCCAAGGCCUCUGGCCAUCCGUUUGAGCUUCUCGAUUGUCCGUCAUCGGCCUCGUCGCAAGGAACGCGACAAUGGAUAUCCGACUCGAUUAUGAUCGACUCAAUCACGUUCGACUCGAUCGUGUUCGACUCGAUCGAGUGGAGCACGAUCGAAUCGAGCACGAUCAUGUCGAACUCGAUCGAGUCGAACACGAUCGAGUCGAGCACGAUCGAGUCGAACACGAUCGAGUCGAACGGGAUCGAGUCGAUCAGAAUCGAGUCGGACACGAUCGAGUUGAACACGAUAAGCCGGGACUCACGAUCGAGUUGGCCUGUCACUCUCGCGCUGAACGAGAUUGUGUUGACCACGGACACGAUCACGAUCGAGUUGAACACGAUCGUGGAUGCCUCAUCACAAAGGAGAUGGAGCAUGAAACAAUCUCCGAAAAAAUCGAAGGGGACGCCGGCCGCUGGGGUUGGGAGUCUGGAGGCACCGGAGUCUAAGCUGCAACGCACCCCGGUUUCGAGGGGUGCACCUUCCACGGGCACUCCGUCGACUCGUGUUCGGGGCUCUGGACCGGAUAAGGCUGUGUUGAUGACUGGCGGGCCUGCGGGUCAGGAACGCGUGCCUGGUUCACAACAGGGGAGAUCUGCAGUGGAAAUUAUGCCCAGACGCAAACCGUCUGGAGAACGUAAACCGUCUGGCGAACGUAAACCGUCUGGUGAAACGACUGCCGCGGGUCGGCGAGACGAUGUCCCCGUGAUUGACCACAAGGACAAGUUMUGGAUGCUGGACUGGGUGGRGGAGACCGGACAACCAUCGAGUGGCCUUGUUCUAUACGUGGUCAUCAAAGAAAAUAUUGUGCCGGUUGGCGGCCUGGUGAGGUGGACUGGGCAAAAUGUGUCGUUUGCAACUUUCGAGUUGACGAUGGUCCUGAAUGGAAGAGGGGAAAGAAUACCAAACAUUAAACACGUCGCUCUUCGAUGGGCCAAACACACGGGGUUUGAAAAGUCAUUGGUUGAUGUGUUCAACCCACCAGGGACAUUGGAAGUGAAGUUGCCUAACCUCGUUGACGUCCACGGGUUUUUCGACAGUAAUGUGAUCACGGGCAGAGAGUCGGUUGUGCAUCUAGAGGACCGCAUAUCAGAGCCUAAAUGCGUCCUUUCGAGAACCGUGGAGAUAAGGCCUUCGAUCACGAUCCGUGAUACGCCGCCUGGUCCGAAAGCUGGGCAGAUAGGAGAGAAGGGUCCGUGCCGCGGACUGGUCGUACCGUCAGCCCCUAUGAAGACCAGGCCAACGACGACCAAAACACCAGUUGCCUUGGGCAGCCAAUCGCGCUAUGAUGUGGCCACCAAGGGACAUCUCCCCUUGGUGGGCCAGCAGCGCUAUGACUACACUGUGUCGGGCCGCAUAGAGGAAGUCCAUGAGUAUUUUGAAGAUGAGGAUGAAGAGAACAGCAAGGAAUAUUCGGAACGAGCAAGAGGACAGGAAUAGUAUGCUGCGGGUGUCAGCGGCAUGACAAGGCAUCCAGGAGAGACAAGUAAAGUGGUUGGACAGGA